Acanthamoeba castellanii str. Neff is the source of this 594-nucleotide messenger RNA. RefSeq lists its product as uncharacterized. The coding region runs from base 1 to 594 and encodes 197 amino acids. NCBI's taxonomy places the organism in Eukaryota, Discosea, Longamoebia, Acanthamoebidae. The transcript is spliced from 5 exons. The record is from RefSeq and is a predicted model, not a curated record.
AUGUAUCUGUACUGCAGCGCAGUGUCCCCCGUCGGUGAUUUCAAAGUGUUCUUUCAGCAUCGUUUAGGCAAUUUGGACCGCUCCGGACUCCAAGCGUUGAUCUCCAGUCCGUACCUUCGCCAGCGACAGUCGAGUCAGGACGUGGAGGAUGGAACAGUGUUUCAUUGCUCCGCUACCAGGAAGGGGACUGGCCCCAUCGAUGUGAGCCUCGUUAAAGCCCCUAAUCUAACCUGCUACCACAUCGCCUCCCAGCCUGUCAACUUCUACACACACCAGACCCAAGCGCCUUGUGCCUCCAAGCUGCGCCUUAAGUACGUGUUCCUGGUUGGCUCCAAGUUGGUGCUAGUGGGUGAGUUCCCCAAAAAGGUCGCCAGCACGCGAGUGGUGGAAUGUGUGAUUCAGGGCUCCAGUGGUGCGGAGGUGAUAGAGGUUCCCAAGAGCUCUUCCACGUGGACAAGACAGAUGAUCACACUAAAGCUGCCCCCGACGUGGGACCUGCCUCUGGACCCGAGCGCCCACAUUCGGUACACAUUCCACGACCACACGAGGGCCACCUCCGAGGCGAGGCCCAUCCACCUCACUCUUGAAUUGUAG